UAAAAUGAUAUACCUAGUUAAUCUUAUCAGUUGUUUAUUUGUGCUGAGUACAAAAAAGUGACAUUAAUUCAAGAUUUUGGUCGCAUGAAUCAUAAAAUAAACAAAUUUGAGAUUUAGAGUAAUUCCUAAUUCAGCUGAAUUCACCUCCAAAAAACUAUUUAUAAACAAUUUAUCCCAGUGACAGUGAUCUCAGUGUGGUGUACUCAAUCAGCUGAUUAAAAGUUAUUUAUUAUUAUUUUAUCUAAACUGAUACGGCAGAAGAAAAUAGUGCGACGUUCUCUUGAUAAAAAAGAAAGUUUCGGAAUUGUGUGAAAGAUAUAAAGAGAUAUAAGUUUUCAACAAAAUAAUUGUUAAGUUUUUUUUUAUCGAGAGAAGGUAGAAUUAUAAUAAAAAUGGCGUUAACCAGAAGGGCAAGUCACUCCGGUAGCUGGUACACGAAAAAUGGUUCUGAGCUAAGCAAGCAACUUGAAGGUUGGUUAAAUGCGGCAGAUUUAUCUCACGGACCAGCCAGGGCGAUUAUUGCACCGCAUGCAGGAUACAGUUAUUGCGGGAGUUGUGCUGGUUUCGCGUACCGUCAAAUUAGUCCUGCAGUUGUUCGCAAAAUAUUCAUCUUAGGACCCUCCCAUCAUGUGAGAUUAUCAGGUUGCGCCCUUUCCUCGGCAUCCACUUACCAGACACCUUUAUACGACCUUCAUAUUGAUCAGCAAGUUUGCAAGGAGCUCGAAGAAACGGGUCAUUUUGAGUGGAUGGACAUGAGUACUGAUGAGGACGAACACAGUAUUGAGAUGCAUUUGCCAUUUAUUGCCAAAGUUAUGGAAAGCUUUAAGGACUCGUUCACUAUAAUUCCAAUUUUGGUUGGAUCUCUCAGUCCCGAGAGAGAGGCUAUGUAUGGUAGAAUAUUAGCACCUUACAUGGCUGAUCCACAAAAUUUAUUUAUCAUAUCAUCGGAUUUUUGCCACUGGGGACAAAGAUUUCGCUAUACCUACUAUGAUCGAACAUGUGGCGCGAUUCACAGAUCUAUACAGAAUCUUGAUAAAAUGGGUAUGGACAUAAUCGAGACUCAGAACCCCGCAACUUUUACGGAGUACCUUAAAAAAUAUGGAAACACCAUCUGUGGUAGACAUCCUAUAGGAGUAUUACUGCAGGCUAUUCAAAGCGUAAAAAGUAACACAAAUGGCCAAAGGAUGAACCUGAAAUUCUUGAAGUAUGCUCAAAGUAGUCAAUGUAAUAAUAUGAAUGAUAGUUCUGUUAGCUAUGCCAGUGCUUCGUUGGUGCUCGAGUGAUGAUGAAAUAUUUUUCUUCCCUGUUCAAGUGACUGGUGCACACAAAUCCUUAGGUAUAGACAAUUUCAAGCGAAGAGAGAGGGCUUGAUAAAUAAUAAUAUUUGACAAAUAAUCGCAAAAAUACACUCACUAUUGAUUUCGACACUCAAUCUUAUAUUUAUAUUGGGAUCUGAAAUCUUUGGUGUCUUAAGGUACAAGGUACGAUUAAUGAUUCCAAUAACAGCAAUAACAAUUGUCAGAAAAUGGCUGAUUACUUAAGCGAAAGGAAAAAAAAAA
Messenger RNA from Belonocnema kinseyi, 1559 nucleotides. Its product is annotated as protein MEMO1. The record is from RefSeq and is a predicted model, not a curated record. NCBI's taxonomy places the organism in Eukaryota, Metazoa, Arthropoda, Insecta, Hymenoptera, Cynipidae. The transcript has 9 exons. The coding region runs from base 393 to 1283 and encodes 296 amino acids.